CCGGCUCGUUGCACUUGCUCGAACCGGAGCCAAGAAGGUAGAACUUGACGCCCUGCUUCGAGAGGUCGCUGCCGCCGCGCCAUGGAGUUGAAAUAUUGGCUCUCGGCGGAGCUCCGCAAACAGAAGCUCUGCAAGGUGAAGGAGCUGGUGCUGAAUAAUUGUCACUCACUUGAUGGGGAAAUCGAUGGCCUCGACCCCGAGUAUGAGAACCUCGAAAUCCUCAGGAUGAACAAUGUUGGCCUCCUUUCUCUCUCCAGCAUCCCAAAUUACAGCAAUCUGCGUAAGCUGGAAGUGAGUUACAAUAAUAUUUCUGGAGGCCUGGAGGUCCUUGAAGAGAAGACUCCCAACCUGACCCACUUGAACCUCAGUGGGAACGAAAUCAAAGACAUCAGUACAUUGGAACCCCUGAAAAACCUGCCCCACCUCCAGAGCCUGCAGCUCUUCAACUGCGAGGUGGCCACACUGGAGGCCUACCGGGAAAGUGUCUUCACCCUCCUGCCUCAGCUCACCUACCUGGACGGCUUCGACAAGGAAGAUGACAAGGAACCCGCCAGCUCAGACACAGAAGAAGAGGAAGAUGACAAUGGCUAUGAGAAUGACUAUGACGAUGACGAUGACUAUUACUAUGACGAUGAAGAUGACUAUGAGUAUGCAGAUGAGAAUGAGUAUGAGUACGAAUAUGAAUAUGAAGAUUAUCAGUUUGAGGACACAGUAGAUAGCGAGGAAUAUGGAGAUUACUGUUACUGGGACGAGGAGGAGGAUGGGUCUGACGAUGAAGAGGAGGAGGAGGAGGAGGAAGGAGAGGAAGACCUCCGACAGGGUGAGAAGCGGAAACGAGAAAGUGAGGACGAAGGAGAAGGUGUUCCUGAUGGAGAGAAGAAUGCAGGGGAUUGA
Varanus komodoensis (Komodo dragon) is the source of this 894-nucleotide messenger RNA. RefSeq names its product acidic leucine-rich nuclear phosphoprotein 32 family member B-like. Gene Ontology annotation, molecular function: histone binding. The transcript is spliced from 7 exons. The coding region runs from base 82 to 894 and encodes 270 amino acids. Gene Ontology annotation, biological process: regulation of apoptotic process. The record is from RefSeq and is a predicted model, not a curated record. NCBI's taxonomy places the organism in Eukaryota, Metazoa, Chordata, Lepidosauria, Squamata, Varanidae. Gene Ontology annotation, cellular component: nucleus.